Molecule: messenger RNA, 1884 nt
Organism: Durio zibethinus
Lineage: Eukaryota; Viridiplantae; Streptophyta; Magnoliopsida; Malvales; Malvaceae
Product: casein kinase II subunit beta-2-like
Cellular component (GO): protein kinase CK2 complex; cytoplasm
Molecular function (GO): protein kinase regulator activity
Source: RefSeq, a predicted model, not a curated record
AAUUCCAAAACCUUAAUUCUUUAUUUUUUUUUAAAAAUUUAUAGUAAAAAAUAUCUUUAACAUGCGACAAGCAAUCACGCCGAAUACAUGCCCCCACCUUUAAAACCAAACCAAAGCUAUCCCCGCCGAUUUAUCGGCCAGCUCGCCGGAACCUUCAAAUUCUCUUCCGAUUUUAACCUUUUCUCUCUCUUAAAAUUUCCCACCCAUCCUUUUUCUCUCUAUCAACCCUGUUUCUUUCUCCACAUAGCAAAAAUAAGUGAAAGCCCGAUAGAAUCCAGAGAGAGGAAAAUACGAAGACAUAAAAAUGGGUUAGCUUGUGCGCUUAGCUCCAUCUCUCUCUGAAAUAAAAAAUAAAAACGAAACAAAAAAAAAUAGAAAACCCUAGAUUUUGAGGGACCAGGGUCAUUUGCGUCUUUUCUUGCAAUGAAUCGGCGAUAACAGAAGCGAUUAAUAUCACCGACAAAUAAGAAGAAGAGGAGGAGGAGGAGAAGAGAUAAGAGAAGAUGUAUAGAGGGGAGAGAGCGGCCGGUGGGCCCAAGGGAGAGCUGGGGCCAGUGGAUCGGAAGCGGAUCAACGAGGCGCUUGAUAAACAACUGGAGCGAUCGUCGCCGUCCACUUCAAGAGCGACCAACGGCAAGGAUAAGUCCGCACACUCCCUCCUAAUAGGGAAGCAUCCACCUGAUCAUCAUCGCGACUCUCGCCCCGUUUCUCUACCCAAAGCAAACGCCUCCGAUGAUGAAUCUGAAACAGACAGUGAAGAGUCAGAUGUUAGUGGUUCUGAUGGGGAUGACACAUCUUGGAUCUCAUGGUUUUGUAACCUACGUGGAAAUGAGUUCUUUUGUGAAGUUGAUGAUGACUACAUACAAGAUGAUUUUAACCUUUGUGGGUUAAGCAGCCAAGUUCCUUAUUAUGAUUAUGCACUUGAUUUGAUUUUGGACAUUGAAUCUUCCCACGGAGAUAUGUUUACGGAGGAGCAAAAUGAAUUAGUUGAAUCUGCAGCAGAGAUGCUUUAUGGUCUGAUUCAUGCCCGAUACAUAUUGACAAGCAAAGGAAUGGCUGCUAUGCUAGACAAGUACAAGAACUAUGAUUUUGGAAGAUGCCCUAGAGUUUACUGCUGUGGACAACCUUGUCUUCCAGUUGGUCAAUCAGAUAUCCCUCGGUCAAGCACCGUAAAAAUAUACUGCCCUAGAUGUGAAGAUAUCUACUACCCUCGGUCUAAGUAUCAAGGCAACAUUGAUGGAGCCUAUUUUGGGACCACAUUUCCAAACCUGUUCCUGAUGACGUACGGGCACCUGAAGCCACAAAAAGUAUCUCAAAGCUAUGUUCCAAGAGUAUUUGGGUUCAAAAUCCACAAGCCAUAAUACUGGAAUUUAAAGCUCCCUUUUGGGCAAUAGUUCUCAUGAGUUUGUACUGCCUAGCUUCUAUUUUGGAAGUAAUGCUUCGAAAGAUCAGGUAUAGUUCGGUAGUCUUUCAAGUAAUCAUGUUUUAGGUCCUUUCCUCUAUAUAUGUUCCAAAAGUGACCAUAAAGCAUAUUUGCAACCAUCAAGUAUUAAUUUUCAAUUUAGCAGCCUUCGCUGUGGGCUUCUUCAUCGGAAUUCUUUCUUGGUAGAGUUACUAUUAAAGUGCAUCUUACCUAUACCCUCCGUUGUACUUUAUUGAUUAUUUGAUCAGUCUUUGCUCUGUGUAUUGCCUUGUUCUCACAGUUUAUUAUAUCCUUUAUCAUUUAACGGCCGUCACUUCGUGGAUCAAUUCUCCUAUAUAUUGUAACAAAAUGUUUCUUUCUGUAACAAUUUGCUCGCCUUUCUAGCUCUUACUUUUGUAACACAUUAAAGAUUUUUGCCCUCAUAUUAGUUUUCUCUUAUACGUUGGUGAACUUUUUGUGCU